CCUUAAUUUGCAUGUUUGUGCCCCGUUGCCAUCGUGUUCGCUUCCAGUUCUAGUUCGGCAACUCACUAAGCCUGGAUCCAGCAGCAAUUUCUUGUUAAUUGCAUCAUACUGAAUGACAUUGCGUCCGCUGGAGCCAUGAUGGCUGCUGUUUUGUGAAAGUUCGCGUGUUAACUUUCCAGUUUCGAGCGCUGCGACGCCUGCGCCUACGCCGCGCUAGGCAAAACAAAGUAAUAACAUGCAGAGUAUGAGACUAUUACGGCCGACAUCUAGCUGGCGUGGCCGGGAGGGCUCGGCAACGCUGUUCAGCAAGCGGUGUUGCGCCCUCGCCGCGCUCUCUGUCUCAUGCCUGAUACUUAUACUGGCGCUAAACCAAGCUCCAUGGAGUAGCUCGAGCAGCAAAUCGGUUGCAUCGCGGCGCAGCUUGCUUGGGUUCAGGUCGCAGAAAUCGCAACCCUUGCGGGCUGUCCGGCGGAAGUCCGUCGACGAUACAUUUGCCACCAUCUUCCACUCCGAGCUCAUCGACCUGUUCGGCCUACACAAGGGCGGCCCCGAACCCGUCGACCAGCUCUUAGUCACGCUGCGGCAGCUGCAGGCGGCGCGCAUCCGUACCGUCAUGUUCUCCAUCAGCUGGGCCUGGCUGGAGCCGGCGCAGGGGCAGCUUCGGUGGGGCUACCUGGAGGACGUGGUGGGCAGCGCCUGCAGCCACACGGAGCUGAAGGUGACCCUUAUCGUGGACCUGAUGCGUGCGCCCGACUGGCUGUUUGUGCUGCACCCGGGCGCUGCCGUGCUGGACGCGGGCGGGCGCAACUACAGCCACCUGUCCUGGUUCCACAGCGCCGCCAAUGAGGUGGCCCUGGGCUCACUGCGGCAGGUGGUUGAGGGGCUGUCAGCCAAGUAUGAGGGCUGCAUCAGCGGCGUACAGCCCGUGUACAACAACGAGUACGAGGCCAAGUACACCCAGGAGUUCGACAGCUACCAGGACUACAACGCCGCCGCCCUGGCCUCCUACCGCUCCCUCAUGCGCACACGCGUGGGAGGAGACCUGGGCAGGCUCAACGCCCGGUGGGAGACCCAGUUCAGCUCGUGGGAGGAGGUGGCGCCGCCCAAGCUGCAUGCGGGGGCGGUCAUGGGGCCGGACGAGAGCGCCAGUUUCUGGGACUGGCAGCAGUUCCGGGUGCAUCACGGCGCCUCGGUGUUCAACCAGGCGUGUGCGGUGGUGCAGGCCGCGGGGGUGCGCUGCUUCCACCACUUCCCGGAGUUCUUCUCGGUGUUGGACGCGGUGUACGGCGCCGCCAUGUUCAAACACAUUGCCGCCAGCCCACACACAGACUUCCUGAUCAUGGACUCCAACUUCCGCACCUCCACCGGCGCCCUCAUGGACCCACGCAAACUGCGGCUGUACAUCGCCGCCGCACACGCCUACGGCAAGCCCACCUACUUCGAGGCGGCGGUGGAGCGCUUUGCAGACGUGAAGUUGCUGCAGGCCGGCUACGCGCACGCGCUGCUUGCGGGCGCCUCCAACAUGGGCCUCACCAACUGGCUGGGCCGCAUAAACAUCACAGACCCACAGCUGGCGGCAGCCAUGCACGUGGAGGGCGGGCCGGAGGCGGCGGCAGCGGCGACAGCCGCGGCAGGGGCUGGGUCAGGUGUCGGCUGUGGGGCGAUCAGUGAGGCCAGCGAGGUGGUGGGUGUGUUCAUCCACCUGGACUCAUGCGGUGCGUGGCACGGGCUGCAGUGGAAGUCGCCGACCAGCAAGGACCCCUUACACGACUUUGUUGAUCAGCUGGCGGAGCGACUCAUUCCCACGAGCGCCACCACCGCCUCCGCCUCUUCCACACCCUCCACGUCCUCCUCUCCUUCUUCUGGUGCUGGCGCCGCUGGCGCAACCGCUGCCGUGGCUGCUGCGGGCUGUGGCACCGACGUGGCGGUGUACGUGGACCUGGGCCUCUUUGCGCAGGCGCUGGCGGCGGGGCGGUUGAGCCGGGUGGUGUUUGUGGAGCCGCUGGUGCUGGCGGGCGGCGCGGAGGUGGCGGCCUACGUGGCGGCGCGGGCGGCGCUGCUGCGGGCGGAGGCGGCGGGGCUGCCGGUGGAGGUGCUGCGGCUGCCCACGGGCGGGGCGCGCGGCCUGGGGCUGCGGGUGCUGGAAGACCUGUCCUAGCUACUGGCUUGAGAGUGUAACGGCGGUGCUGUGUGCGCGCGUGUGUUGCAUGAUCCUAAUGGACAAGGCCCGCCCAUCACGCGUCGGAAUUGCUUACUGAGGCAUGCGUGUGUUUGUGUGAGCGUGUGUGUAUUCGUGUGUGUCGUGGAAGAGGAUGGUGCGGGCCUGGGAUGCAGGUCCGAGUUGAUGGCUGUCAAGCAUCUGGAUGGAACGGUGGUUCUGGAGGCGCGUGAAGCAAAUGAACUAAGUGAACUCAAAUCAUGACGUUAUGCGACACGUGAUUUGAAGCAAGCAAUUGCCGACUGCUGCUGUGAGUGGCCAUGCGUGCUGUGUACGCGUGCGGGAUUGGCUGAUUGGCGGGGGUAAUUGUGGGUCGGGUUGUUCAUGCCUUUGAUGUGGUUUGGGGGGUGUCAAGGUAUGCGCCCAGUGCUUGUAGUUCCGAGCGCAAUGGCGCAGUGUGCACAGGUGUGUGUGUAUAGGCCAAGGCGGAGGCGUAGCAGGAGUCACGGCUGUUGUAUGCGCUAGGUCGAAUGCAACUCUGCCGGGUCUGCGCUGCUUGGCUGUCACUUGGCAUCGGGUUGGGACUACGAAGGAACAAGACGCAAAUGACGAAUGGGCACUGCAUGUAAUCGCGUGUUUGCGCAUUCUUAUUGGUGGAACUGGGUGUGGCAGAUUGGGCACACCCAGCUAGAACCUACCCAUACCUGGGGGGCAAUAGUUCUGCGUUUCCUAAUGGUUGGACUUGGCAAUCGUUUUGGCGGCGAGGGUGGCGAUCUAGAAACCAAUGUCACACGCAUCACAACGCAUGAACAGUAUGUAGCAUCCCUGAUGAGGACUGUGCAUGAGACGUUUGAGGAAGAUUGGGAGAACAGUAGAUCCGCGUGACUGAGUGUCCCAAGACGGUGUCAAGCCAGGAGUGAAGAUGUGUCGUUACAACUUACAAGCACUGGAUGAGCAAGACGCGGCACACGCAGGUCUACAUAGUUCGAGCACGGCAUGUCUCCAUGUUGCGUUUUCGAAUAAUCGUUUGGAUGCUUGCCACGCAAUACACGGUGUGUGUGAAAGCUGCGAUGGCGAGUGACAGUCGAUACCGCAAUCCCCACGCCUGCAUUGACAUCGGCGCAGCCUCUUGCGCCCAUAACUCACUUCUUCUCUUAAAUGUCUUCAUACGCGUCGCACUCAACCUCACCAGAGGGGGCCAUCUCCGUAUCAUAGCGUGUCAUACACACGGGUAAGGCUGCGACAUAAACGACUUGACGGUGCAAUCAAUCUAGGGUUACCACAUGUUUUAUUUUGUUUUGUACAACGAGUGUAGCGGUCUGUGAGCUGGUCAGACCAAUCUACAA
Chlamydomonas reinhardtii is the source of this 3504-nucleotide messenger RNA. RefSeq lists its product as uncharacterized. Gene Ontology annotation, biological process: carbohydrate metabolic process. The coding region runs from base 236 to 2158 and encodes 640 amino acids. Gene Ontology annotation, molecular function: beta-galactosidase activity. The transcript is spliced from 11 exons. NCBI's taxonomy places the organism in Eukaryota, Viridiplantae, Chlorophyta, Chlorophyceae, Chlamydomonadales, Chlamydomonadaceae. The record is from RefSeq and is a predicted model, not a curated record. Gene Ontology annotation, cellular component: beta-galactosidase complex.